Messenger RNA from Eimeria maxima, 3606 nucleotides. Its product is annotated as protein arginine n-methyltransferase, putative. Gene Ontology annotation, biological process: regulation of DNA-templated transcription. NCBI's taxonomy places the organism in Eukaryota, Apicomplexa, Conoidasida, Eucoccidiorida, Eimeriidae. The record is from RefSeq and is a predicted model, not a curated record. Gene Ontology annotation, cellular component: cytosol; nucleus. The transcript has 4 exons. The coding region runs from base 1 to 3606 and encodes 1201 amino acids.
AUGCAUCGAUUAGAGAAUAGUUGCUUACCUGAGAGACUGCAACGUAUCUAUGGAUUCCUUAAGAGGAGACAGCUGCUGCAGAAGCAGCAGCAGCUGCAGCAGCAACUGCAGCAGCAGCAACAACAACAGGAUAAUGGUGAUGUGAAGGAUAAGCAGCAGCAUCAGCAGCAACUGCAGCAGCAACUGCAGCAAGUGCAGCAGCAACUGCAGCAGCAGCAAAUCCUUCCCAUAGAAACAGCCCGUAAGCGUUCUAUGCGUAUAUGUAGAGACAGUACAGCAGCAGCAGAGCGUUUCCUGCUGCAGCCUCCUCCUCCUCCUCCUCCUCAGGAGCAGCAACAACAACAGCAGCAGGAGCAGCAUAAGAAGGAUGAGGAUAAGGAAGAAGAGGAUCUGCUACUGCUAGCAGCAGCAGCAGCAGCAUCUCCUUUCCUCAGCAGCAGCUACCAUCUAAAGAAUUUAAAUUCAGAAAUUUCUUUUGCUGCACAUUUAAAUCUCCAAGCAAUUCUUCUUCCUCCUCCUAUUACUAAUAAACCUUUCUUACUAGCUAGGACGAUAAAGAGUUGGCUAACUCAGCUGCAGCCUCCUACUUUUUGGGUACGGUUGCCGCUGCAGUACAGCAAGCCAACAGCAGCAGCAGCAGCAACAGCAGCAGCAAGACGUGAUGCCUUGGCUCUUGGCGCAAAGACACCAGAGGCAGCUGUUGCUGCUGCAGUGCUGCACGAGCUGCAGCAGCUAGAUUUGUUGAACGGAUCGCCGUACAGCGAGCCGCAGCAGGAGGAGGAGGAGGAGCAGGAAGAGCAGCAGCAGCAGAGAGAGGAGGAAUUAGAUCCUUGGCAGCAAUGGUGCUUCCUGCAGCAGAUAUGUGGGGUGUCUGUACACCUCGGUGUUGCGCUGCAGCUAACAGAAGACAUGCCAUCAGAGCUCGUGCUGCAGCGGUGGCUAGCAGAGCCAAUAAGGUGUCUCCUUAUACCUACUAGCAUCUUCUUGCAGCUGCAGCAGCUGCAGCAGCAGCACCAGCAGGUGACCUUGCUGCGGCAGCAUCUACUCUUCGUGCUGCGCUGCGCUGAGCUGCGCGUGCGAAUUGUCAUAGUUGACGACAGAGAGGAGGACACAAACACAGCCGCAGCAGCAGCAGAUGCUGCAGCAGCAGCAGCAGCAGAAGCAGCAGAGGCUGCUGCAACAGAUGCAGCUGAAACAGACGCAGAUGCAGCAGGCGCAGCUGCAACAGAAGCUGCUGCAGCAGACACAGCUGCAGCAGACUCCCCUGCAGUAGAUUCAGAUGCAGCAAACGAAAUACAAAGCGAAGAAGAAAACCCGAGCAGCAGCAGCAGCAGCAGCAUCUUGUGCACAACCAGCAGCAGCAGCAGCAGCAGCAGGGUGUUUGAACGAGACGCCAUAAAGUACAGAUUAUAUCGUGACGCUAUCAUCCUUAGAUUGCGUGACCUGCUAGGUCUUGAUGACGAGGAGCAGCAGCAGCAGCAGCAGCAGCGUGCUGUAUCUUUAGGCAAACGCAGGAGAUACAUGCGGGGUUCCGAUGGCAGCAGCAGCACCGGCAGCAGCAGCAAUAGGUAUAGCGGCAGCCUGAGCCGAAGCAGCGACAGCAGCGGUAGCAGCAGCGACGAUGACUAUGAGGAGCAGCAGCAGCAACAGCAGCAGCAGCGGCGAAGAAGAGAUUUCUAUGGCAGCACAACAGCAUUAAAUAACCCUAACUGUCUCCAUAUAUCAGAAGCAAAUUUCCCUUUGCUGCUGCAGCACAUGUCGGAGAAAGGCAGCAUCAGCAGCAGUAGCAACAACAACAACAGCAGCAGCAGCAACAACAACAAGAACAACAACAACAACAGCAACCGUGGCAGGAAAAACAGACGUCGAGGAGGCCGUGGUGGCAGCGGCAACGGUCAAGUGCCAUCCUUCUCUUCCUCAUCAUCAUCAUCAUCAGCACCAACAGCAGCAGCAGCACCAACAGCAUCAUCAGCACCAACAGCAGCACCAACAGCAGCAGCAGCAGCAGCAGCAGCAGCAGCAGCAACAGGAGAAGAAUUAAUAGAGCCAUCAGACCAUUAUAAGAAAUCUUUUGGACUUUUUUCGUCUCUUCGAUUUUUAUUGAAAAUAAAAUUUUCGUCGGACGAAAAAUAUUUGAAUUUUUUCCCCCCCUUUUCUAUGAAGGAUAAAUUGGAGGCGGCAGCAGCAGAAAUUGCUGCAGCAGAAGCAGCAGAAACACCAACAGCAGCAGCAGCAGCACCACCACCACCACAAGCAGGAUAUACAACAGCAACAACAACACCAACAGCAACAACAACAACAGUUAAUUCUCCUGCUGCUGCUGCUGCUGCUGCUGCUGCUUCACCGCAACAAAGCGGAAAUCCCAGCGAACCCGACACCCAUCACCAGGCACAGCAACAACAACAACAGCAGCAGCAACAGCAGCAGAAGCAGCAGCAGGAUGAGGAUAAUGAUGAGGAUAAGUAUAUAUUUAGAUCGUGGCCACGUAUAAUAAUAUAUGUAUUAGGUGCAGGUCGUGGUCCAUUAGUACAGGCAGCAAUAGAUGCCCUACGUUAUAUGAAUAUUCCCCCUUUUUUUUAUACAAUUAUAUCUAUAGAGAAAAACAAACAAGUAUUAUAUUCAUUAUAUGAUAGAAAAGAUCAUGAUGCAUGCAAAGAAUGGCGUAGAGUUAUUAUUGCUGCAGGGGAUAUAAGAGAAAAAGAUACUGCAGCAGCUGCAGCAGCAGCAGCUAUCAAUAUUGCUGCAGCAGAUGCUGCAGCAGCAGCAGCAGCAGCUAUAAAAGCAGAAACAGCAGCAGAAGUAAAUCAAGAAAAAACAGCAAAAAUAGAAGAAAAAAUAGCAAGAGUAUCAGCACGUGCAGCAGCAGCAGCAAGAACAGCAGCAACAGCAGCAGCAGCAGCAGACAAUAUAAUAAAGGGAGAUAUUAUUGUAUCUGAACUAUUAGGCUCCUUAGGGGAUAAUGAAUUAUCCCCCGAGUGUAUAGACACCGCACAGCAGCACAUAAUAAAAAGGGGAGGAAUAUCUAUACCUGCUGCUUAUGUGUCUUCGUUGGAGCCUGUAUGCUGCCCUUUAUUGCAUGCAGCAGCAGCAGCAGCAGCAGCAGCAGCAGGAGGGGAACAGCAACAACAACAAUACAUGGACGGUAUAUUUGUUGUUAAUCCUCAUGGUAUAUUUAGACCAACAAUAGAGGGACCCAAGUCUUGCUUCCGUUAUACACAUCCUAAUUUGCUGCUGCCUCCUUUUGCUGCUGCUGCUGCUGCAGAACGCAUGCAUGCAUUUACCCGUCAUCAACUAGGAGCAGGUGCAGCAGCAGCAGGAACAACAACAGCAGCAGGAGCAGGAGCAGGAGCAGCAUUAGCAUGGAAUGGUAUAGAUAUAUCUUCUCCUUUUAUGCAAACAUCUGCAGCAGCAGCAGCAGCAGCAGCAGCAGCAGCACACGGCAAUGGACCACGUGAUAGAAUAUGUGUGGUCCAGUGGACCACUCGGUGCAGCACAAUGGUCCACGGCUUCUUGGGAGUAGAGGAAGGUCUAGAGGCAGCAAAUAUACAAAGAAAACAACACCAAGGCAGCAACAACACAAACCCCACAAAGCCUGCCCUCCUCUAA